Diabrotica virgifera virgifera (western corn rootworm) is the source of this 1104-nucleotide messenger RNA. It is a transcript of the gene MED20, whose product is annotated as mediator of RNA polymerase II transcription subunit 20. The transcript has 2 exons. The record is from RefSeq and is a predicted model, not a curated record. Gene Ontology annotation, molecular function: transcription coactivator activity. Gene Ontology annotation, cellular component: mediator complex. Lineage: Eukaryota; Metazoa; Arthropoda; Insecta; Coleoptera; Chrysomelidae. Gene Ontology annotation, biological process: regulation of transcription by RNA polymerase II. Bases 155 to 781 code for a protein of 208 amino acids.
AGUCUCUUUCCUUGUCUAAGGUCUGUCAUUUGACUGAACUCAAAGUCUGAAUGACUGAACAUAACCUUAAAAGUGCAUGGUCAAUAACAAUAACAAUAAACAAGUCAAAAUAAAAAUAAAUAAAAGCCCAAAAUAGAGAAUAAGCACAAGUAGCAUGGGAGUAACAAUUUUAAGUCAAUUUCCAAUUGAUAACAAAACAGGACCUCAAACUAUUGAGCUUUUAUCUAAACGAAUUUUAGCUUUAGGGGCUACUCAGCAAGGUCAAUUUUUAGUAGACUGUGAAACAUACACUUCUGUACAACAGUUGGGACACCCUAGGACAGUUCAUGUUCUACAUAAUUCAGAACAACCUGCUACUGUAUUUUCGUUGCUUGAAACUGGUACCAAAACAAUUCCAUUAGCCACUGAUGGAUUGUUUGAUUUGCUAAUGAUGAAAAUGUCCCAUUUUUAUACUUCCAAAAAACAAACGAAAGCAGAGUCAAAGGGACCAAGGUAUGAAAUAGGAGAUUUUUGUGUCAAAUUGGGAAGUGUAACAGUAAGCAGUAAUUUCAAAGGAAUUUUAGUGGAAGUAGAAUACAGACCUUGUGUAGUACCUGCUUUAUGUUGGGAUUUGAUCAAAGAAUUUUUACAAGGAUUUUUGGGUUUAUCAGCACCUGCCAAUCCCCCAAACUAUUUACAAAAUAGAAUGCAAGAAGUUUAUUCACCAAUAGAUACCAUACAUCAAUAUUUAGAUCAUUUUACAAUAUUUAGGAAGUCUCCUGGAGUAGGCCUGAGACCUUAAAAUCUGUUAUCCUAGUUUAUAGUUCUUAUAUUUAAGCCUAUACAUAUGAACAAUAUUUUAUAUUAUAAUUUAUGAUCUAUUUUUUGAAUAUAAUAUGAAGUAUGACAUAGUUAUAGAAAAUUAUAAAACAAAAGCAUUGACUUCAAAAUAACUACCUAUUGAUAUAAAGAUAAUGACGUUAAUUUAUUGGUUUAUUAACAAAUAGUAAAUACCUAAAUGUGCUAACACAUACUAGAAUAUUUAAUAUUGUUCUUGUCAAAUUAAUUUCAACAACUGUUGCAAAUAUUUAUAUUUUGUAUUUUAAUAAAACAUUUUUUAGGGAA